Molecule: messenger RNA, 451 nt
Organism: Triticum dicoccoides
Lineage: Eukaryota; Viridiplantae; Streptophyta; Magnoliopsida; Poales; Poaceae
Product: BTB/POZ and MATH domain-containing protein 1-like
Exons: 1
Coding region: 1-411 (136 amino acids)
Biological process (GO): protein ubiquitination
Molecular function (GO): protein binding
Source: RefSeq, a predicted model, not a curated record
AUGAAGGAGAGCGACGUCGCCGCCGGCGUGGUCCGCAUAGGCGACAUGGAGGCGGGGGUGUUCAAGGCCUUUCUCGGCUUCAUGUACACCGACUCGCUGCCGGAGAUAGCAAAGAAGGAGGAAGACGCCAUGUACCAGCAUCUCCUUGUGGCCGCGGACGGGUAUAACAUGGAGAGGCUCAAGUUGAUUUGCGAAGACAAGCUGUGCAAGAGAAUUGAUGCGAGCCCUGUGGCCAACGUGUUGGCGUUCGCUGAGCUUCACCACUGCCGUGAUCUCAAGGACGCAUGCUUCGAAUUUCUCGGCACUCCUGCAAAUCUCAGGGAGGCCAUGGCCACUGACGGCUUCGAGCAUCUGAGCACAAGCUGCCCUUCUGUCGUCAAGGAGCUGAUUGCCUUGUGCUCCGCACCUUAGUCCAGUGAGAUACUGAUGGAUGCACUCAUGUGUCUGAACU